AUGCUGUCAGCAGAGAGCUGGCGGAGUUCAGGAAAAUCCAGCAAGAAGGAGCAGCGACUGCAGGUGAUGGAUACAGCUGUAGCUAAGACUGACCGGACUGGCUGGUUCAAGCGGACUGGCUGGCUGGAGCACUUGGCAGGUUGCCAUCUUGCGCAUCUUGCACAUCAGACCCGGCUGCCCAAUCGAAGCGAAGUGAAGCUGCAACUGGCUGCUGAGCUGGUGGAGAAGCUUGUGGAGAGGAGCGUACAAGGGCUGCUAACGCUGGACCGAGAGUCCAGACGCUGGCUGCGGAGCGCACGACAGGAAGACCCAGACACACGGCCAUUUGCUCGACUGCAGAACCCAGAGAGUCAGGCGCGGUACGCAGGCUACAUGGUCAGGUUUGUGUGCUACUUUCUGCGCAUUGUAGUCGAUGGCGUAGCUCAGGAGGAGAAGGAUCGAGACAGUGACUGGAGCAGCGUGUACCCAAGCAGCACCAUGCACAGCUUGAGGUCAGGCAGGCCAUGCAGGUUAGGCAGAACAGAAGAUGCUGCCAUAAGCAACAGCAGCAGUUGUCCGCAGCGCAGGAACAAGGUUGACAACAUGAAGGAUGCGCACAAGCUGUUCAGCUGGCAGGGCUCGCAACGCUUAUGGGCGACGCAGCUGUGGGACGCGUUGGAUGGCAACGAUGAGGAUGCUCAGAUGCAGGCGCUGCUUGAUGCGCUCACGUCGUUCUUCUUUGCUUCAACGCAAGGCAGGCCGUUCAGCAGUGGACUCGUUCACUUUCUUGCAGUGCUAGGGAUUGACGUGGAAAUGAACCGCUUGCGUACAGCAAAGAAGUACUCGUAUAUGCUUGCUGGCAUAGUGUACUGCAUGCGAGUGCUUAGUGUAGAGAAGCUGCUGCCGUCUGCGUACCGUGACAAGCAGACAGAUGCUGAUCGCAACAAGUUCUUGCAGACGAGAAAGCAGUAUCUGGCUGAUGGCUCGUACAGUACAAUGAGCGAGGCAAUCAACAUGCUGGCAUACGGAAAGCACGUUGCGCUAGAGGCAGGGAAUGCAGGCAACACGUACUGGUCAAAGGACAAGAGCGUCUUCUACUUGCGUGGUCAGCUAAUACACAUUAGUAGCUUCCGCAAGAUGGCACAGGACGUAGUCGCUGAGGUGGAGCAAAUGCUGUGGCAGGAGCUAUGCUGGGUGAGCAGGAAAGAUGAUUGGUUUGCAGUGAAACUGGGGCAGAUUGUUGAUGAUGUCUCAUUCACAAUGCACCGCUAUUCGUUCAUCAACCGGCAGGAGAACGGACUUGCCAGCGGGCUGCAGUGGAUGCUCACUCAGGCAAAACAGACAGAACAGGGUCGUGCACUGUAUGCAAGCAAUGGCAGGUGGGACGUGAAGCAGAUCAAGCAGUACUUGCGUUGUGUAGACCGCUUUCUAGCACUGUUGCUGUCGCAGUGGGACAAGCCAAAGGUGGUGCCGCGCUUCUUGCCGCCGCAGCUGGGACAGGUCAUGGUUGUAUAUCUGGCGUACGUGCGGCCGUUUCGAGAGUACUUGAUGGUGAAGGUGCUUGGUGGCAACUUCAGCGACUACGUGUGGGUGGAUGAGCAUGGCCCAUGGGACACAGAUCGACUGACGCGAGCGCUGAAGCGAGAGACAGGCAAGAGGCUUGGGGUGGAGCUGAACACACUGGACUACCGGCACAAGUCUGUUGGUAUUGGGAGGGAGAAGGUUGGCCAGUCGUUUGGCAAGGGCUAUCAGGAUGAGGUGGGCGAGGUGGAAGAGGCCGAGGUGGAUGAGGAUUUGAUUGAGCUACAGAACGCGCGGACGACAAGCAUGGGUGUAGGAAACUACAGCGUGCCGAUUGACAUUGUCAAGCAUCUCAGCGCGCGCUCGAUCGAAGCGUUCCGCGUGCUCAGCGAUGCAUGGCACCGAUUCUUGGGCCUGGACAGGUCAGGGGCAGAGCAGCAGGAGAUGCAGACAGCGGGCGCGAGCACAGACGAAGCGAGACAAGGCAGGAAACGGCGAGAGGGCAGUCACGACGAAGAGCAUCAAGGCGUCAAGGGAGAGCCAAGGGCGCUCAUGCAGCAGCAAAAGCCGUUCCGUGUCAGCAAUGUGAAGGAGACGGCAAUUCACAGGGCAAUGCGGCAGGUACUCGGUCAGGAGGAUGUUGGCUUUCGGUCAAUGGAGCAGGAACAGGCACUGCACGCUGUGCUGGACAGGCAUACGCCACUGGUGGUUGUGCUGCCGACGGGCGGAGGGAAGAGCUUGUUGUUCAUGGUACCAGCUUGCUUGGUAGACGCUGGGGUGACGGUGGUCGUGGUGCCGUAUCAAGCGCUGAUUGAGGAUCUGGUGAGUCGGGUACAGAGGUGUGGCAUCGACUGCAUCGAGUGGAGGCACGGCAAGACCAACCCAGCAAGCGUGGUCGUAGUCAGCGCAGAUGUGGCUGGUGACACUGACAGCAACGGGAACUUUCUUGGUUACGCACGCAUGCUUGACAGCAAAGGACUGCUGCGGUGGGUGGUAGUCGAUGAGUGUCACUUGACGUUCACAUCAAGCCACUGGCGGCCAAAGCUGGCAGCGUUGAAGAAUCUGCGGUCACUGCCGUGUCCAAUCGUGCUGCUCAUGGCGACGCUGCUGCCAGCACGGCAAGGUGAGCUGGAAGCAAGCAUGCUGCUUCCGUGCGCUGAGUAUGUGCGGGCAAGCACUGUACGGCCAAACACCUGCUACUACGUGUUGUGGUGUCGACGUGGAGAGAAGAAGGAGAUGGCGUUGAUGAUGUGCCGGCAGCAGCAGCAGCAGCUCAGGGAGAAGGGGCUCAAGGGGGUUGUGUACUGUCACAGCAAGGCGGUGUGCGAGCAGAUGGCGGAGAUGUUGGAGUGCACGCACUAUCACGCUGGCAUGCCAGACCGAGCUGAGCGGCUGGAGCAGUGGCUCAAAAACGGUGGGCUUGUAAUUGCUACGUCAGCGCUGGGCACAGGCGUCGACUUCCCAGGGAUUGUGUUCAUACUGCACGUGGGGAUGCCGUGGAGCAUGAUUGAUUACGUUCAGGAGAGCGGGCGUGGAGGACGAGCAGGCAAGAGGGUAGACUCGGUGGUGCUGCUUGAGCCGGACGAGGUGGAGCAGACGAUGCAGCAGAAGAGCACCGACGUAGACGUGCAGGCAAUGGGCAACUUCUUGAUUGGCAGUGGGUGUCGACGAAGGCUGAUGAGCACCUACAUGGACAUCAAAGCGAUGGGUUGUGAUGACAUUGUAAGUGCAGGCUGCGACUGGUGUGGCGAGGGGGCUCGUGGGUGGCAAGACGCACAGCAGGAGACAAGCGCGGAAUGGGAGCAGGUGGAGAAACUGUUCAGCGAGCUGCGGGAUGGGUGUGUGUCUUGCUGCAUGCUGGAUGACGCUGGCAGAGAUGAGUGGCGGCGACACAAGACGCUGAAGUGUACCGCACACCCAGGGGUGAUGGGCGUAGAGUUGGACAGGUUUCGAGUGUGGAUCAGAGACCAAGGCGGCAGUCAUAGCUGCCGAUGGUGCUGGGUCAGUCAAAAGUACUGCGCAACGAGGGAGAGUGUGGAGAAUCGGUGUCAGUGGCCGAAUGUGGUGGUACUCAAGUGCCAAAAACUGGGUUUGGGUUAG
This is a messenger RNA of Macroventuria anomochaeta, 3600 nucleotides long. Its product is annotated as P-loop containing nucleoside triphosphate hydrolase protein. The coding region runs from base 1 to 3600 and encodes 1199 amino acids. The transcript is spliced from 2 exons. Lineage: Eukaryota; Fungi; Ascomycota; Dothideomycetes; Pleosporales; Didymellaceae. Gene Ontology annotation, cellular component: cytoplasm; chromosome. Gene Ontology annotation, biological process: double-strand break repair via homologous recombination. Gene Ontology annotation, molecular function: 3'-5' DNA helicase activity; nucleic acid binding; ATP binding. The record is from RefSeq and is a predicted model, not a curated record.